Messenger RNA from Owenia fusiformis, 5034 nucleotides. Lineage: Eukaryota; Metazoa; Annelida; Polychaeta; Sabellida; Oweniidae. The record is from the annotation of a GenBank genome assembly.
CCAUUGAUAACACUAUAGAAUUCAGCACACAUAUUUUGCUGACAUGUGUAUGAGGACAAGUCAAAUCACUGAUGUAAGCCCAUGCAUUGAUCAUGUAUGGUGCAAUGUGGUAUGUAUGUAUCAUAUUUAGUGAUGAAGGAAGUGUUCUAAGGUAACCUACUCUAUCAAGUCAGAGUGUAACAUACUUGUAUUCUGCAGGUAAGAACAAGAUGGCUCAGUAAUCGGCAGAUCGGGAGUCUAGUCACACAGACAGUCAAACUACAACAUGAAUUAUUUUGGAAAGCUAGUCUCAAAUUUUAAAGGAUUUUACAAUGAGAUCAACUCUGCAACAUUAACUGGUGCAAUAGAUGUAAUUGUGGUUCAACAAGAAGAUGGCUCCUUCUUAUGUUCACCAUUCCAUGUGCGCUUUGGAAAGCUGGGCGUGCUGCGUUCUAGGGAAAAAAUUGUUGAUAUAGAGGUAAAUGGGGAGCCUGUGCCCCUGCACAUGAAGCUUGGAGAGGCUGGCGAGGCAUUCUUUGUAGCAAAAGUCAGUGCAGAAGAGCUAUCAGAGGGCCCAGAAUAUCUGGCAACAUCUCCAAUCCCAACAGCUGAAGAACUGAUUCGUGAGGGCUUGAAAGAGUUAAAGAAACAACAAGAUGGUGAAGAAACAGCUAAAAGAGAGAAAGACAAUGCAGGGAUUAAACCUGAAAUUGACUCUGAAAUUACCCUUGAAGGGAGAAAACAAAGACAAGAUUCUGAAAUGAGUCUGGAAAGCAACGAAACAGAUAGGCGAUCUAGAUUAGAUUCUGAAAUUAGUUUAAGGUCGCAGACAGAUUCAGAGAGAAGCGUCGAAUUUCGACCAAUUACUCAAGCUGACUCUAGCACGUCACAAACAGAUACUUCAACCACCAGCUUAGUGUCAAAACCCACCAAAUUACCAGCUCCUGAGAGCUCUACAAACAUUACAAAGAAAACUACCUCUAGUAGUUCUGCCAACAGUGAAUCAAUCAAUAUUGAAAAUGAAAAAGACUCCAAUAUUGGAAAACGAAGAAGGCGGAAAAAACACCGUAAAAAUAAUAAUAAAUCCCAAAUUGCCAAAAAUGACAGUAAAGAAGAUGAUUUUGAAGAUCAGGAAAUAUUUGAUCUUGACGUAGAGGGUGUCGAUGAAGAGGUGGCUGCUAUAAGCCUGCCCUCUUUGGAGGAGAACAGAAAUGAAAGGACUGAUGACUGGGCAAAUAGUCACUAUGCCUCACAUUUCCAUCCCUUCAGUGAUGGUGAUAUCACUCCUGUAAUGAGCCCUAUUGCUAGUAGACCACCCAGUCCCAAGAGUGACACGGAAUAUGAGAAACAAAUGUUAGAUUCGAUGUCACAGACAGAAGUUGAGGAUGGCGUCACCUGGAAUUGGGGGGAACUUCCUGAACCUCAUAAAGCCAAGGUGAAGGUGAUCGAGAGCCCAGCCAAAGAUGAAGAGAAAGCCAAAACAACAGGGCUCGAUAUAUUACCUACACCUGAUGAAGAAAAGCCUACAGGGGGUUUAUUCCACUUCAUGCGUAAAACCAAGAAGAUGCGUCACCAGCCAGAGCAGGAAGGCAUCUACCUAGAUGAUCUCAGUCUUGACCAGAUGGACCCUGAAAUAGCAGCACUCUACUUAUAUAAUACAAAAAGUUCCAGUAAUAUGAGAACCAUACAAGAUGAGGACAACGAGUCUGGUCGAGGAGCCUCACUUCCACAUUCCCCGCUUUCCAUUGAAGGUGCUGAAAAAUUUGGUCAUCGUCAUGAAGACUUUCCAUUGCCAAGUGGCUCCAUGCCAGAGGUGUACAUGUCUCUAUGUGGAGGUCUAGAUGAGUAUGAGGGAGAUAUACCUCUAGAGAAGUUCCACCAAGAUAUCAUCACCUUUGAGGAGUUCAAGAACAAGCCAAACAUAUUCAACAAUUCUAAACUAGUCAUCAAAAUAGCAGAUAAGUAUUACAACUGGCAGAUAGCAGCUCCAGUUCUAAUGUCAGUAUUAGUCUUCCAGAAACCUUUGACAGAGGAAGUUGUAAAUGACCUCAUCAAAGAACACAUGCCUAAGAAACCUGAACGAAGGCGGGGUUGGUUCUCAGGCUGGGGUAGAGGUGGUGAAAACCCGAAGCAAUCUAGAGACCCCUUAGCAGCUGAGAAAAAGGAUGAUGUGACAAGUCUUGCCUCCAGCGCCCCCUCAAGUCCACCUGACACACCACAGAAACAGAAACGGUCUAAAGCUAAACCUGAGACCAAAGAUGAGUCAACAUCUACGAAUAGUAGUGAUGAUGAGAGUGACACGUCAGAUCGUAGUGAGAGAGGGACCUCUGUGCCAUCAGAUACUACCAAGCUGGAGGAGUCUACAUCCAGACUUAAAGUGCCACAUAAAUAUCACCAUCACGAGUCAUUCAAAAAAUCUGUUAGGCUCACCUCAGAACAACUGGGAGCCCUUAACCUAAAGGAAGGUCCCAAUGAGGUUACUUACUCAGUUACUACACAGUACCAGGGCACCAGUCGCUGCACCUCCUAUAUCUAUCUCUGGAAUUAUAAUGACAAGAUCAUCGUCUCUGACAUUGAUGGGACCAUUACCAAGUCGGAUGUGCUUGGCCAAGUAUUACCAAUGAUAGGAAAAGACUGGUCCCAGAUUGGUGUUACAUCUCUAUAUACAUCAGUGCAGAAUAAUGGCUACAGGUUCAUGUACCUCUCUGCUCGUGCCAUAGGACAGUCCAAGAUUACCAGGGAUUAUCUGAAGAGCAUCCGCCAAGGGGAGUUGGCAUUGCCUGAUGGUCCCAUGUUCCUGUCUCCUUCUUCUCUUGUCACUGCAUUUCAGAAAGAGGUGAUUGAGAAGAAGCCUGAAGAGUUCAAAAUUGCCUGUCUUAGAGAUAUUGCCACUCUCUUUCCUAGUAAUAGGAACCCAUUCUAUGCAGGCUAUGGCAACAAAGUCAAUGAUGUCUGGACAUACUUAGCAGUUGGUAUACCUCGUACACAUAUUUUCACAAUCAAUCACCGUGGAGAGGUGAAACAUGAACUCUCGCAAACCUUUCAGACAUCAUAUACCGGUCUCAAUGACGUCGUGGAUCACUUCUUCCCACCUGUACAUGAUACAGUUGAUGGACCAGAACCAGGUCAGCAUUUUCAUGCACCUAAGGAAUAUAGCACAUUUACAUAUUGGCGGGAGCCGCUCCCCGAUAUCGAAAUUGAUCUGGAUGUAUUGAAAAAGGACUCGAAAGCGAAGGAGGAGAAAAAAUGACGGGGUCAGGGUUAUACAGGAGCUAGCAGUUUCAGUCCAAGUGUUGCAUUUGUAUUUGGAAUUUAAAAUAUUUAUACAUGGAAAGUCAAAGAAAUCAUUCGUUUUUUCAGUGUUUGGUCACGAUUCUCUGAAAAUGUUUCAUAAUGAUACUUAAAAAUAGAAAAAAUUGUGCUUCAUACUUAUAUGAUUGAUCAAAAAGCUUCAUAAAAAUCAUAAAUAAAAGAAAAUCAUGUUACAGGCCAAAAAGCAGGAAAAUGAUUAAUGUACCCACUACCCAGGGUACCAGAGAAUUAUACGACUCAUAACUGCAAUUAUAUUGUGGUAAAUAGAUUUUUGAUUGAGCAUUUUGUAAUGCCAUGUUUUCAUAUUUCAUAUGGUCGUAAUUACGGAACAUUGUUUAUCAUGAAGAUUAGCUUAUGAAAAGUUACAAGUUGUUUGAAUCAUGCUGUAUACUAUUAAACCACAGAUGUAAAUAAAUCCCAGUUUUGAUAUUUGUUUACCAUUUAAAAGUUGUACUAUAUAAUUAAAAGGAAAUAUUUAUAUACGCUUUAUAUGUUGAAAUCCAGUUAGUGUUCAUGUCAGAAAAAUUCACAUUGGGCAAAUAAAUGUUGUUAAUGGAAUACUUGUUUGGCAGAGAUUGGUAGCUUUUGUAUAAUCUGAAGUUCGACAAGAAGUGUUGUAAAGUCAUAUAGUAUCAUAGACAUGAUGGAGGGACUUCACUCCCAGAUUUUCAUGAAUUCUGGGAUUGUAGGGCUUCUAUUGUUUAUAUUGAUGUGUUUUCCUAUUGGAUAAUCAAUCUACCAUGUAGGUUUAGCAGCUGUAGGCGUAUUUAUACUGUAUAGUUUCUUGAGCAUAUAACAUAGUCUAGAACUUUGUUCUGACACUGUCUGUGUGCGUCUUUCACCUGAAAAUUUUUUCUGUGCUAAUAGGAACUAUAUCAGAGCACGCAAAUUAUCUGCAUUGAAGGAACAUGUACCUUUCUACUUAUAUAUAUUUGUUCUGCGACUGUUUUUUCUUUUUGUACUCUGUACAUAUCUCAUGUUUAUAUUUUGUAUAUUUAAACAACAGUAUUAUACAAAACAUACAAAACACCUCAUUUCUUCAAUAGCAAAUCAAUAAUUUGAAUUAAAACAAUAUUUUACAAUUUCUGUCAUCAUUUCCAUAAUAGGUUUUUCAUACCAAGUAGACUUGUAAUUUCCAGAACAACUUAAUUUGUUCAUUUAAGUGAAUAGUUAUGCAUCAAAUCCUUUUUUUAUCCUUCCCCUUGUUCCAAAUUCCUUGAAACAUUGGUUAUAUGUGACAUUUAGGCUAGGAAUACAGAGUUGGGAUUAAGGGUUGAUGCAAGCUAGUCUACUGGAGAAAUAACAUAAUUGCAUAAUUAUGAUUGUUCUUUACUUAUGUAAUAAUUUAUUUUAGUUUAUGUAAAUAGAGGUAUUUCAGGAAAGCUGUACUAGUGAGUUUUGCCAAAUUAUCAUUGUAUGUCAAGCAUGUUAAGAUGGACAGACUAUUAGUAUUGAUUGACCAGGCUCAGAUCGUGAAACUUAUUUUUAUAUUUUGUUAUAAAUAUGACUGGACAGAUUUUCAUAUUUAAAUGUUAGUUUAGUUGGAAUAUUUUAGUUUUUUGAUUUGUCCUGUUUUUCAAGUCUACAAGUUUCUGAAUUGUAGAAGACUGCGUAUAAUGGACACUGAAUGUGAUUACUAUCCAUUGUUAGUGAAUAGCAUUUAAUCUUCAGUUCCCUGUGUAAUUAUGUGUAUAUUGGGUGUCCGUAAAGUCACUUCAAAGUUACAAUACAAAGUCUGUGUAA